Penaeus monodon (black tiger shrimp) is the source of this 510-nucleotide messenger RNA. RefSeq names its product aminopeptidase N-like. Gene Ontology annotation, molecular function: peptide binding; metalloaminopeptidase activity; zinc ion binding. The transcript is spliced from 3 exons. The annotation marks the transcript as partial. Lineage: Eukaryota; Metazoa; Arthropoda; Malacostraca; Decapoda; Penaeidae. Gene Ontology annotation, biological process: proteolysis; peptide catabolic process. Gene Ontology annotation, cellular component: cytoplasm. The record is from RefSeq and is a predicted model, not a curated record.
UUUGGUUCUUUCCAGCGCUACCUCCUGGAUUUGGUGUUGCCGCUCUACGAGUCUGUUGGGUUCGACAACAAAAAGGACUCUUUCUUGGAGCACAGAAGAGUAACGUGGGCUUGUAAACUGGACCACAAGGACUGUCUCGACAAGGUGCUCACUCUCUAUAGGCACUGGAUGUCUCAUCCGGACAAUACGAGUAUCAUUUCGCCAAACCUCAAAGCAACGGUGUGCUGUCACGCCAUCGCCGAAGGCGGAGAGGCCGAGUGGGACUUCGCUUGGGACCAGUACAUUACCACCAGCGUCGCUACCGAGAAAAAGCUUCUUCUCCACUCUAUGUCCUGCACAAAACAGGCUUGGAUCCUAUCUAGAUACCUCGAGAUGGCCAUGAACUCGGGUAAUGGCAUAAGACUUCAAGAUGCUAUAUUUGUGUCAAGAACCAUGAGUAACAAUGAUGUGGGACGCUCCUUGAUAUGGGACUACCUCACACUUCAUUGGAACAAUAUCUAUACAUUGUAA